This is a messenger RNA of Lolium rigidum, 599 nucleotides long. RefSeq lists its product as uncharacterized. The transcript is spliced from 2 exons. The record is from RefSeq and is a predicted model, not a curated record. Lineage: Eukaryota; Viridiplantae; Streptophyta; Magnoliopsida; Poales; Poaceae. Gene Ontology annotation, molecular function: nucleic acid binding; RNA-DNA hybrid ribonuclease activity. Bases 127 to 594 code for a protein of 155 amino acids.
AAUUAAGUAGCUUUGUCCAUAUGCAACAAUGGCUUUUGAAUUGGAUUUCUAAUGCUUCAGACUUCCACUCAAUGAUUCUCGCUGUUGCAGUUUGGCACAUUUGGGAGAAUAGGAACAGUAUAAGGAAUGGAGAAAAAAUGCCUCAUCCUUCUCGUGUGGUGGACAAAACGUAUGGGCAUUGGCGUCGUCAUCCGCAACCAUCUGGGUCUAAUGUUGGCAGAAAGCAGACGUUAUGUUGAUCAUGUUGAUAACCCAGAGCUUGGUGAAGCUAUCGCAAUGCGCCAUGCGUUGAUGUUCGCUGAAGAAAAUGGUUUCCAGAAAAUUAUCGUGGCUUCUGACUGCUUUAAUUUGAUAACCAAAGUGAGAAGCCAUGAGAAUGAUAGAUCACAUAUAGGUGCAUUAGUUUUUGAUAUUAAGAGUAGGGCUCCAAAGUUUACAUCUUGCUGUUUUACUCAUGUUAGUCGAUAUUGUAAUGAGGCCCCCCAUGUUCUAGCAAAAUCUGCUGAAUAUGAUGCAGGGUCCUGUUGGUUUAAUGAAAUACCUGAUGUUAUCAGGACCACUGUAUGUACUGAACAAGCUAGUAUGUACGAAUGAAUGAA